Messenger RNA from Saccoglossus kowalevskii, 1385 nucleotides. Its product is annotated as snRNA-activating protein complex subunit 3-like. Gene Ontology annotation, molecular function: RNA polymerase II cis-regulatory region sequence-specific DNA binding; RNA polymerase III type 3 promoter sequence-specific DNA binding; core promoter sequence-specific DNA binding. The record is from RefSeq and is a predicted model, not a curated record. Gene Ontology annotation, biological process: snRNA transcription by RNA polymerase II; snRNA transcription by RNA polymerase III. Gene Ontology annotation, cellular component: snRNA-activating protein complex. Lineage: Eukaryota; Metazoa; Hemichordata; Enteropneusta; Harrimaniidae.
AUGGCGGACAGUCUAGCACGGAGUUCUCCAGUAGUCGAUGUUGUUGAAGAAGUGGAUUUCCUUUCUACCAUACACGUAGGCGAUUUCGUAGGGUUAUGUACAAGUGUACUAGAAGAAGACGAUGUGUCUUUAGAAAAGAAGAAGGUAUCGAAUGAAGAUUUGGCCAUGGCAAUGGGAACGGAAACAGAAACAGUGAAUGAACUUGCCAGAGUUUGCCACCUGGACUCUCUGUAUUGCGCCAGUGAAGACAAACUGGUUGUACCAAUCAAGAUGGUCAAUAUCACGGAAAAUAUACCGGAAGGUGGGGAGGGAUUGUACACACUAGUAUCACGAAAACACAUGUUGGAGAGGAGAUCCAGAAUACAAAGGAAAUACAACCCUUAUAGCUGGGAUUUAGAACAUCAACACAUGUCCAACAUACCUGAUGAGCAGAGUAUACUGAAACAGCCAGAGGCGGUACUUUCCCUUGUCACAUUUCAUCCUGUCAUUAAGAAUUCUAGGGUAGUUAUAAACACUGAAAUUCUUGUGCUUGGACCCCAGUAUUUGACAGAACUACGUGAUAAAAUAUUAUGUGUAUCUGAUCUUUCUGUGGCGGGUGAAUUUAGUGAGACGCCAAUGUUAGCCCAAGAUAACCGAGCAAAAGAUGUCUUUAAGUCAUCCUUUUUCUUCAUUGAGAAUGUUUUUUAUAAUGAUAUGAGAGAUGAGACUUGUACAGACUUAUCGGAACCAAUUAGAGAUUGGCUUAAUGAUAGAGGUUUUUCUGGACCAAAGUAUUCCAUCAAGAAGAUGGAAGAAUGCACGUUUAAUGACAUAGAUAUCAAAAUUGGUAAGCCUUAUGUGUACUGCCAUCAGGGUGACUGUGAACAUGUCAUAGUCUUUGCUGAUUUAAGAUUGCUCCAUCCUGACGAUUGUCAUGACAUUUCCCAGUAUCCUUUGGUGAUUAGAAAGUUACACCAAAAACGACUGCUAUGCCGGGUUUGCCAAUUGUUCACUUCAAAGUGGAUGACCACAGAAGACAGACUUGCUCCUGAAGAUCCAUGUUUUUUCUGUGAUAAAUGUUUCCACAUGCUGCACUAUGAUAAAGACGGCCAUAAAUUAGGUGACUUUUUGGCACACCCAUUCGUGGACAAAGGAGUGUUUAGUUGAUGUGGUAUUUUAUUCAUGUACUACCAAGAUAUGCAUGGCAUGGUGUGUGGAACUGAAAUGAUGCCUUGCCAUUAUUGCUCACAUGAACGUUCUGCCAUUACAUGAACUUGCUGGCGAGUAUGUCAUUAUGUCAGAUUAACAUCAGUGACAAGUUGUUUUUGUUGCAACCAAUUCUACUGAGGGAGCGCUGAAACUGAUAAAUGUUAUCAUAAAUCUAUCUGAUGUGAGUUCAAACCCGG